AUGGGAUAUACGUUAGUAAUUCUGGGAUGUGGUGUUAUGGGCCAAGCACUCUUGUCCGCCAUUUACAAUGCUCCAAAAGCAGAUAGUGAAGAAAUUGCAAAAUUGUACCCUUCGACAAUCAUCACCUGUAACCAUGAUGAGCCAAGUGCUAAGCAAGUGGACAAGCUAUUAGCUACGUUCGAUGAGUCACCCAAUGCGAUUAAAGUCAGCUCUACCUAUGGACAGAACCAGGACGCAAUUGACAAGGCAAGCGUUGUGAUCCUUGCCACUAAACCUUUCCUAGUCGAAAAAGUGCUUUCAGGUGUCCAAGAGCAGAUCAAGGGUAAACUUAUAAUCUCUUUGGCAGCCGGCUGGACCAUUGAUCAAUUGACACAAUACACUGAGAAGGUGUCCCGUGUUAUGACCAACACGCCUGCCAAAUACGGUUAUGGUUGUGCAGUUGUUUCACACUCCAGCGGAAUCAACAAUGAUGAUAAGGCUAUUGUUUCCCAAUUGGUUAGCCAUGUGGGUAAAUACAUCGAAUUGCCUGAGAAGAACAUGGAUGCCGCCACUGCACUAGUUGGAUCGGGCCCUGCAUUCGUGCUAUUGAUGAUCGAAUCAUUGAUGGAAAGUGGUAUUCAAAUGGGUAUUCCAUUGAAAGAAAGUAAAGAGUGCGCUUUGAAAGUUUUAGAAGGAACCGUCAAGAUGGUUGAAAAGUCAGGCGAACAUCCAAGUGUUUUAAAACACCAAGUUUGUACACCUGGUGGAACCACUAUCGCCGGUUUGUGUGUUAUGGAAGACAAAGGCGUCAAGAGUGGUAUCAUCCGCGGUGUUGAAGAAGCCGCCAAAGUAGCCGCCAAGCUAGGUAAGAAAUAG
Molecule: messenger RNA, 855 nt
Organism: Torulaspora delbrueckii
Lineage: Eukaryota; Fungi; Ascomycota; Saccharomycetes; Saccharomycetales; Saccharomycetaceae
Gene: PRO3
Product: pyrroline-5-carboxylate reductase
Exons: 1
Coding region: 1-855 (284 amino acids)
Biological process (GO): L-proline biosynthetic process
Molecular function (GO): pyrroline-5-carboxylate reductase activity
Source: RefSeq, a predicted model, not a curated record